AUGUCCGUCUACGGUAGAACCCACGAGCACGGUGCCCCUGAGCUCCACCACCAGAGCGAGGAGGAUGACGACUGGGAGACGGAUCCCGACGGCAAGGAGGUGCAGGACCUCCACAGCCUCCGCCAGCAGGUGACAAGCCAGCACGAAACCUUCGUGGCCCAAGACUUCUCCAACAAGAAGCACGAAGUGGGCUCCUCCUACGGACAGGACAAGCUCCGCAACUAG
Molecule: messenger RNA, 225 nt
Organism: Acanthamoeba castellanii str. Neff
Lineage: Eukaryota; Discosea; Longamoebia; Acanthamoebidae
Exons: 3
Coding region: 1-225 (74 amino acids)
Source: RefSeq, a predicted model, not a curated record